AUGAGCACCACGUCGACCAUCUCCGAAGCAGCGGCUGCUGCCCGCAACGCAGCCAAAGAUGCACCUCAAGCAAUGAAGGCAGCAGCCGAGAACCCUAGGAAGGCUACCGCGGACUUCCUGCACACACCAUUCGUGCGCGCCGCCUUGCCAUUCGUCAACGGCGGUAUUGCUGGCAUGGUUGCUACGAGUGUCAUUCAACCGAUUGACAUGAUCAAAGUACGCCUCCAACUCGCUGGCGAGGGUGUCAAGACUGGACCCAAGCCCACACCUCUCUCAGUGACUCGCGAUAUCAUCGCCAGUGGCAAGGCUCGUGAUCUAUACACCGGACUCAGUGCAGGCCUUCUUAGACAGGCCGUCUACACGACAGCUCGUCUUGGCUUCUUCGACACAUUCAUGGCCACCUUGACCAAGAGAGCCAAAGACCAGGGCAAAGGAAUUGGCUUCGCCGAACGUGCAGUAGCUGGUCUCUCGGCUGGUGGACUGGCAGCCAUGGUCGGAAACCCUGCAGAUCUUGCGCUCAUUCGCAUGCAGAGCGAUGGCUUGAAGCCUGCUGCCCAGCGUGCAAACUACAAGUCAGUCUUCGAUGCCCUGACUCGCAUCUCUCAAAAAGAAGGUGUUGCUGCUCUCUGGUCGGGUGCUGGACCAACCGUGGUCCGAGCCAUGGCUCUCAACUUCGGACAACUUGCCUUCUUCUCGGAAGCGAAGAACCAACUCAAGGACACAUCUUUGUCGCCUCGCACUCAGACCCUGACAGCGUCAGCGGCCGCAGGAUUCUUUGCAUCCUUCUUCAGUCUGCCGUUCGACUUCGUCAAGACCAGACUUCAGAAGCAGACCAAGGGACCCAACGGCGAAGUGCAGUACAAGGGCAUGUUUGACUGCUUCAAGAAGGUCGCAGCCGAGGAAGGCCCAUUGAGAUUCUACAGAGGAUUCUCGACCUACUACGUGCGCAUCGCACCUCACGCGUAA
Messenger RNA from Aureobasidium musti, 966 nucleotides. The record is from the annotation of a GenBank genome assembly. NCBI's taxonomy places the organism in Eukaryota, Fungi, Ascomycota, Dothideomycetes, Dothideales, Saccotheciaceae.